This is a messenger RNA of Debaryomyces hansenii CBS767, 1593 nucleotides long. Its product is annotated as sugar porter family MFS transporter. Gene Ontology annotation, molecular function: carbohydrate:proton symporter activity. The transcript has a single exon. Bases 1 to 1593 code for a protein of 530 amino acids. Lineage: Eukaryota; Fungi; Ascomycota; Pichiomycetes; Serinales; Debaryomycetaceae. Gene Ontology annotation, cellular component: membrane. Gene Ontology annotation, biological process: transmembrane transport; carbohydrate transport. The record is from RefSeq and is a predicted model, not a curated record.
AUGUUCAAUAAAAUCAGAUUUGGUUUCUGCAGCUUAAACAAGGAGCUUGAUAAGUUUCAUACGACAUAUAAUAUAUAUGUUAUUGCUAUGAUUACAACAAUCUCAGGUAUGAUGUUUGGAUUUGAUGUCUCUUCAAUCUCUGCAUUUAUAUCUGAACCAUCCUACAGGCGGUUCUUCAAUUAUCCAAACUCUACGACACAGGGUGCAAUUACUGCAUCCAUGUCUGCAGGGAGCUUCUUGGGUGCAAUAUUAUCAUCUUUUGUAUCAGAAAGAAUUGGGAGAAGAACCUCAUUGCUUUUUUGUGCCAUGUUCUGGGUUUUAGGUUCCAUAAUCCAAUCAUCAUGCAGAAACCUUGGUCAAUUAAUCGCAGGUCGCAUAAUAUCCGGGGUAGGUGUUGGUAUUGGAUCCGCAAUAACCCCAAUAUAUUGUUCAGAAGUAUCUCCUGCCCCUUCUAGAGGUGUUAUUGGAGGUUUAUUUCAAUUAGCUAUCACAUUUGGGAUAUUGAUAAUGUUUUACAUAGGAUAUGGUUGUACAUUUAUUAACGGUCAGGCGUCUUUCAGAUUAGCUUGGGCGCUACAAAUGAUUCCCGGUUUGGUUUUGUUUGCUGGUGUAUUCAUUUUACCUGAGUCACCACGCUGGUUAGCAAACAAUAGUAAGUGGGAGCAAGCAGAAGAAGUGAUUCGAAGAAUUAACGAAAAAGACAAAACAGGAAGAUAUUUGAUUGAAUUAGAGGAGUUGAAGGAAAGUAUCACAAUUCAUAAAUUAUCAAAAGAUAUAGGGUACCUAGAUCUUUUCAGGAAAAAGAACUAUAAAAGUAGUAUUGUUGGUAUUUCGGCUCAAAUCUGGAAUCAGCUUACCGGAAUGAACGUGAUGAUGUAUUAUAUAGUCUAUAUCUUUGAAAUGGUGGGAUAUACUGGAAAUACAGUUUUAGUUAGUUCAAGUAUCCAAUAUGUUAUCAAUUUUGGCGUGACUUUAAUAGCUUUGCCUUUAUCUGAUUAUGUUGGAAGAAGAAGACUAAUGCUAAUCGGUGGUGUACUAAUGAUGGCAUGGCUAUUUGCUGUUGGUGGACUCUUUGCAGCCUAUUCUGAAAAGGUAGAAAACGUCACCAGUGACGCAACCGUGGUUGUUACUAUCCCCGAAGAACAUCGAAAUAUUGGAAAAGCCAUUGUUGCUUGCUCUUAUUUAUUCGUUGCCACCUUCGCUAGUACGUGGGCAGUAUGUUCAUGGUGUUAUUUUUCUGAAGUGCUCCCAACUAGGACAAGAUCAAAAGCAGGACUGUUAGCAGUUGCAAGUGACUGGGCAAUAAAUUUUGCCAUAGCUCUUUUUACUUCUUCAGCAUUUAGAAAUAUUACUUGGAAAACUUACUUUGUUUUUGGAACAUUCUGCGGCGCUAUGACCGUUCAUACCUUCCUUUCAUACCCUGAAACUCGUAUGAAAACGCUAGAAGAAAUUGAUAUGACUUUCCAAAAUUGUAUCCCACCAUGGAGGUCCGCGGGAGUUACUAUUCAAAGUCUUGACGGUUAUUUAAGUGAUUCUAAGGAAAAUAACGUAACGCAUGUCGAACAAGUGGAAUCAAAUAGCAUAAGUAAGUAG